Vigna umbellata (rice bean) is the source of this 1215-nucleotide messenger RNA. The record is from RefSeq and is a predicted model, not a curated record. NCBI's taxonomy places the organism in Eukaryota, Viridiplantae, Streptophyta, Magnoliopsida, Fabales, Fabaceae.
AUGCUUGCCCUUGCUGCCUCAAAGAAUUGGUUUCUACACCAACUUGAUGUGGAUAAUGCUUUUCUACAUGGGGACCUAAAUGAAAAUGUCUAUAUAGAACCUCCACCUGGUUUAGAUGCAGACACUAAAGGACAAGUUUGCACACUGACUAAGUCUCUCUAUGACCUAAAACAUGCCAGUAGGCAAUGGUUUGACAAACUUUCUACCUUUCUCAUUUCUAAUAAUUACAUUCAAUCAAAAUCUGAUCACUCUCUCUUCAUCAAAAGAACCAUUGUUUUGGCAGGGAACUCUAUGGCUGAAAUUACUCACAUAAAGACUCUUCUACAUCAUCAAUUUUGUAUAAAGGAUAUAGGAGAACUCAAAUACUUCCUAGGAUUUGAAGUUGCUAGAUCUAAGAAGGGCAUACAUCUUUGCCAAAGAAAAUACGCUCUUGACAUCCUUGAAGAAACAAGAAUGUUAGGAAGCAAGCCUUGUUCUACUCCCUUUUUGAGUAACACAAAUUCUUUGUACAAAACCGAAAAUUACUUGGAUAAUCCUAGUCUUUAUUGCAGAUUAAUUGGGAAAUUACUCUAUCUUACUAACACUAGACCUAAUUUAUGUUUUACUAUCAAUUUUCUAAGUCAGAUUAUGCAGGAACCUACCAUUCAUCAUUAUCAGGCUUUGCAGCAUGUUCUAAGAUACAUAAAGUACAACCCUUCAAAAGGAGUCUUCUUUGCUGCUGACUUAGACACCCAAAUAAAAGCUUUUUGUGAUUCUGAUUGGGCUACCUGUCCCAACACCAGAAGAUCCACCAUAGGCUUUUGCAUCUUCCUAGGUUCGUCCCUCAUCUCUUGGAAGUCGAAGAAACAAAGUACUAUUUCGAGAUCCUCAACCGAAGUUGAGUAUCGAGCUCUCGCUACCAUCGUAUGUGAGAUACAAUGGCUUCGCUAUCUUCUUCAAGACUUUCACAUUCAAUCUACUGCUACCACUUCUCUUUACUGUGACAACAACUCUGCUAGGCACAUAGCACACAACCAAAGCUUCCACGAGCGGACCAAACACAUUGAACCAGACUGUCAUGUUGUGAGAGAGAAGAUUCAAGCGAAACUUCUGUGUCUCCUCCCUAUUCGAUCGGAAAAAAAACUUGGCGAUGUUUUCACAAAGUUUCCUCACCGUGUUCGUUUCAGAUCUAUCAUCUCCAAGCUUGAAUUAGUCAGUAUACACCAUCCAACUUGA